Molecule: messenger RNA, 1563 nt
Organism: Tigriopus californicus
Lineage: Eukaryota; Metazoa; Arthropoda; Copepoda; Harpacticoida; Harpacticidae
Exons: 3
Coding region: 839-1267 (142 amino acids)
Source: RefSeq, a predicted model, not a curated record
AAGGGCCACCACCAUCCGGUUCAGUUAUUUCGAGAUCCUGAUGACGUCAACAUUAGGAGGCAACUUAACAUUGAAUUUAGUUAAAGGGCUUUACAACCUUUGGUGGUUUACAGGAAACGCCAAAUCAACAAUAGGAUCAUAUUUCUGAUGGUGGUUGGUGCCGCAAGUUUACAAGUCGAAAUUAAGUUUCUAUUUUCAGCUCGCACUUGAAGAGUUUUGCUCCCAUUCCUGUCUAUUCACUUUUCAUUGUUGAGGCAUCAAAACAAGCCUGUUGAAAGCCAAGCACUAACAACUAAGAUGUUGUUUGACGUCUUUUGAGUGACCUUGCGAAGCCUUCUUAAUCCUGGGCUUCUGAGCACUUCCACUGAAAAAGCGGAUUGUUGUUCAUGUUAAAGCUAGUACCGUUACUCAUUUGCUUAAGCAUCCCUUGUUCAGCCAACGCUUCUACAUACUUCUCUUUCAAUCCCUACUUGACUUCAGAGAAUGAAUGAGUGACUGAGUGAGUGAGCCGUGACUGAACGAGAGAUUGACGGAGAGAGAGAAAAAGAGAGAGAAAGAGAGAGAGACAAAGAGAGAAAGAGAGAGAGACUAAGGGAGAAAGGGAGGGAGCAAGAGAGAAAGAGAGGGAGAGCAAAGCCAAUAGGGUUUCAGGGGUCAAACAAUGGGUGAUGCGACACACCCGAGGAUGAGUCUUCUCGUGCUUCUCAUGCGUCCCUUACUGUCCAAAUCACGGUCAUUUUAAAGGCCCCUUUUAUUAGUCGGUCCCAACCAAUCUGAGAUCACUUCAUCCUGUUUUCGCCAGCGGAUCACUCAUCCUACUUUGACUUCUUCGAGCACUAUGCCCUACCAUUUUUCAGUCAUAUUGGCUUUGGCCACUUUAACAUCGUUGCAUCAGAUAACUGGAUCGCCCCUAUUCAAUGGACCAUUAGAUACCUUCUCUAAGCGGGAGCCGCAAAUGAUUGGACUCUCCUCGUAUGAAUUUGAUCCCGUCAUGUCAACAGACGAGGGUCAUUUGGAAGAGAAGCUCUUCUUGGCCCAGAAGCUCUACGAUGACAUCUUAAACGAUAUCAAUGAUAUUCUUGACGUUGAGGAAUCUCCUGCUCUGUUCUCAGCCGAUCCAUCAUCAGCCUCAUCUUUGCCUUCAUCUGAACCGUCGGAAUUCAACGGACCAAUCUCGAGUCCAAAACCUCGUCAACCCGUUAACAAAUCCCGAAGGCAUUUAUGGAAUAUUCUCAGCAAUGUUAAUUCCCGGUUUUCCAAAGAUUAAGAAGAUCUUUCUAAGAGAAGCACCUUCGUCAUCUUCAUCAUCACCAUCACGAGUCAUCAUUUCGUCAUCAUUUUACUUAGUCUCAACCUCUCCAACAACAGUAACACGAAAAUCAAAAGCAACUGGAAUAAAACUUGUGGAAUCUCCUGUCCUCUUAAGACACUCUCAAAUGUUGAAACGAUACCAAGGCUAAACUGAAAUCUUUUAAACCCUUUUUCAUGCUUCCAUUGUGUCGGCAGUGUAUUUUCGUUACAAAUAAUCAAACUAAAUUCAAUACAAAUAUUUGGUAACCAUGG